AUGAGGCCGACGGCGAUGGACUUCUUCAGCGACAUGGACGAUCAGGGCUCCACCAUGGCCAUGGACGUCGAUGACGUCGACACACUCGAGGCGUUCGGCGAGGGCGUCAUGAGCGAGAGCAAGCUGGCCGACUCCGAUUUCUUCAACUCCUUCCAGGACGAUUUCGAUGACAACGACAUCAACUGAACCUGCAAGCCAGGUCGUCUUCUCCGUCGUAGCCAUGUAAUGGUUUGAUCUGAUUUGCUCUGUUUUCUAUGGUUUGGAAUUUGAGGAUUUAGGGUUUAGAAUUUGAUUGGGCGAAGAGGGGAUUUGCAAUAUUAAUGGUUGGAUGGUUAUUUUGAAAAAUUGGAAAUUUAUAGAUAUGGAUUUUAGUA
This is a messenger RNA of Pyrus x bretschneideri (Chinese white pear), 374 nucleotides long. Its product is annotated as small acidic protein 1. The coding region runs from base 1 to 186 and encodes 61 amino acids. Lineage: Eukaryota; Viridiplantae; Streptophyta; Magnoliopsida; Rosales; Rosaceae. The transcript has a single exon. The record is from RefSeq and is a predicted model, not a curated record.